AGGGCGAUGGACCCCAAAAUGAGGGACAUGGGGAAAUCUAGUGGCAGUAAAAAGAAAAAGGAUAAUGAUGUGCUUGGAAUCGCGGAUUCCCCGAAGGAUAGUCCCCUGAGCAAGAUAAACGGAGUUGGGGAUUCUAAGCCACCUCCUGAUACGGAUCCGUACGAGUGGGAAGAUGAGACAGAAACGAGUAACUGGAGUGAGAACCAGAAACGACAGGUCAGGAAUAAAACGGAGAAGAAACGAAAGGAGAAGAUCAGAGGGUUCAUAAAUGAUUUAGCUGUGCUGUUACCUCCUGACAGGGGUGUCCCAAAAAAACAGCAAUGUAUGAACCUGAUCUUGGAACGGACAGUCGAGUACAUGAGCUUCCUCAAGAAGCAGAACCAGGCCCUUCUCUUGGAAAAGGGCGAUGAACAGCAAGCUGAGGAGAUCAAACGCUUAAAGGUAGAGAUCACGGAACUCGAGCAUGAGCGGGACAGGUACAAGAAACGUGCAGAAGAAAAAGUUUCAGCUGGUUUUCCUGAGCCUGACCCGAGCGAGAUGUGGGACUACCGCAAGGACUUCAGUCAUAAGAUCGACCCAGAGAAAAUCGAUCUUACAAAGUUGAUCAAGGGUCUGAAGAAAAACAACGACGAAAACAAACUUGAACAAAACACGGAUGGAAAAGAUCGGAAAAAUCGCGGGAAAAAGCAGAAAAAGACUGUGAAAUCUCACUUGGAGGAUGAAAAGAGGGACACGCGUCCUGCGGAUUCUGCGGAAUUUCCGGGCCAUGUUUUGAAUCUUAUUGACAGCGCUGGAAACGAAAAGGUGCAGGAUUUAAGUUCAUCUCGGACAAAACCGCAGCAUGUGCAGGAAAUUGGUAUGGAAGUUUCUAAACCUAGUGCUACGAAAUCAGACGAUGUUACAACUUCUGAUGUCGAAGUAAUUGCGAGCAGUAUUUCCCAAGCUGAGACCAGUACUGCUGUUACCGGUUCCGUUACUGUUCAAACUGACCAACCGGAUAUUUUGGCGCUGUCGCUGAGUGGUCAGUUGACGCCAAAUUCUAUUGGACCGUCUUUUGGUAACCCGAUGGAUGUCAGCCCCGAGGCUGAAAAUCCUUUGCAGACGUUAGCGUCGGUCGCGUCAAAUACGCAAAAUUUGACAAGCGCUGUACAAACUUUAGGGGGAAACUCUGUGUUCCCUCAGUAUAGUCCAACGACAACGCAAAUGACGCAGUCUUUGAAUAUCCCGAUUAUGUCGACUAAUCAGAAGGCCUUGAAUACUUCAGGUCAGGGCCUAAUGAUGCCGCCCCAGAAUGUGCCAUUUUCUGGUUUACCGAAUCCCGGAGGUGGCAUGUUCGUCAUGAAUCAGCAUGGCCAGUUCAUUUUGAUGAACGACCCGUCACAGGGUAUGAUGGAUCCGAACUUGGCUGCAGGUAUGUCUGGCGUUCAACAGGUCACGAACGUUCCCGGCUUGCAACCUGUUACGAGCACACCUGCAGCGCCACCUGUCGCCAAACCGAAAAAAGCAUCGAAGAGUAAAAAGUUAGAAAAUGUCAAUGAUGGCAGUAGUACGACUGUCGUCUCCGGCACUGGAGUCGUUAUGUCUACGCAAGUUACGACAACAGCAGUGUCGACUCCUAGUGUUACGACACCACAACCGGAUGGUGCAAUGACUUUCGCUGAUCAGAAUGCAUACACGCAGCAGAUUCUCGCAGGUGGAGGUGUGCCGCAAAUGAUACCUUUAAGUAACGGACAAAUGGGCUUGCUCGCGCCCAAUCAGUUACCAUUAUUAGCCAAUCAGCAGCCAGGACUUGGGAUGCUGCCGCCUGGAUUAAUACAAGGCCAAAACGGCGGCAUGGUAUUUCCCCCGGGAUUUCCUAAUCCACCAAUGGGAGCAGUUGGACAGUCGAAUCUCCCAUCAGCUCUGAUUUUACCAAACGGACAAAUAAUCCCCGUUGUGACGCAGCCAAGUAUGUUAGGUGUUAAUAAUGGUGUUAUACCCACCAGCCAGGGGGCACCUCUCAUUAUACCGAGCUCAAAAGCGAACACUCUUGUCUCUCAACCAACCGGUGAUAUUUUUGUACCGGGAAUGGGCCAGAUGCCAAAUUAUCUCAACAUGGGUUCCAUGGCCGGCCCAGCACAGAGUUAUGGAGGUUUGCUGAUGACGACCCAGAGUAUGACGACCACAGCACAAACAACGAUGAGUGAUCAGUCGAGCCAAACGAACGUGACAUCGUCAGCACAACCUACAGUGACACCUUCGAUUUUACCAUCGUCUAGUGAUACAUUCCCGCAGAAUUUAGGAUCGAGUAUGAUGGCAACACAGCCAACUUUCGCGUCGUCACUGAGUCAGCCGCAUUUACUCGGACAACCACCAGUCGGUUUACCACUUCCGCAGUUCAUGCUUGACGGUGUCAUGAAAAAUAGCGCUUCUCAAGUCUUAAGUGGACAAGGUCAGAUUGUAUUCAACUCAAAUCCAGACAUUGGUCAGAAGUUGGUCAAUAGCUCAACUGGAGGUCAAGGUCUUGUUCAGGGUCAAGGCCAGAUUAUCCAGGGUCAAGGUCAAAUGGGCGUUCCGAAUCCAGGAGUCUUGCAGCCUCCUUUAGCAGGCAUACCGAUGGUGAAUUCACAGGGACAGAUAACUUUCAGUAUUCCGCAAACAGCGGCCAGUAUUCCGCAAACUGCGGCAAAAGACAGUGCAGGUAAAAUGCCACCUGGGGGCGGUAUGAUUAGUUUCGGUCCCGGCGGAAUCCUGCAAUCCGGAAUUUCACAAGCAGCGUCGACAAUCGGGCAGACGCAGUCUAACAAUGCACAGUCAUCAAGCACAGCAGUGAAUACCUCCGCUGGAUUCAAUAAUGGAGGCGGCAUUCACACAAGUUCAAGCGGCGUCCGGAGUCCGUCGGUGUCGUCUGGAUCUGGGCCACAAACUGUGCAAGUGAUCUCAUCCAAUGGGUCGCUAUACCUUACCUUGCCCCAAGGUGCCCAGCACCAGGGGCCGAUUAUCAUCGAUCCAAGCAGCUUGCCAAUGCUGCAGCCAAAAGUGACAAGUUCUUCUGCAGGGCAGCCUAUUGCCCCAGUGCCACCUGGAGUCGUCAAAGGAAAAAAUAAAAAAGGUCAGCGUGUCUUAAUGCCCAAGCCGCCGUUAAAUAUGAUGCACCCAAUGUGGCAAAAUCAGGUUUACAUAACGGAGAAGUUGCCUGAGGCGAACAGAGAGGAGGAAUCUCAACAAAAAGUUGCGGACGAGAAGGACAAGAUGCCUGAAACCACAGCUACUCAAGACAUACUCGCUAAAGCCGCCGAAUCAAUCUUCUCAUCUUCGAUGGCGGAUAUUUCGCCGACGAUGUAUGGUUCUCCCGAUCAGGCGUUACAAAUCGACACCGCCGAUCAACACGCUGUUGCGCCUAGGAAGGAUUCCGCGCGUAACCGCAGCCGCAAGAAGAAGCCGUCUGUGUCGAAAGUGGUAAAAGUGCAGAAACUUACCGAAGCAAAUGCGGCGCAGAAAGAAGAAGAAAAUUCGGAAAAUGUGGAGAAUACUGCAGUAAGUUUGUCUUCUGUGUCUACAGAAGCUGUUGAGUCUGUGCCAACGAAAGCAGACGGCGCGGUGUCAACUUCGACAAACAUUGUCAACGCGGGACAAACUUCUCAGUAUUCUAUGCCGCUAUCUAUUGUCGUGUCCGAAUCCAACUCGACUCCAAUUACAAGCAACUCGACUCCGUCAUCGGGAAUGACUUCAUUGAACAUUCCUGAUCUCUCUGCGCGACUUUUAAGUUUUACGAGCAAUGUUGAGACGACGAAAGUUUCUAACAGUAAUUGUAGCACUCCCACUUCUAAUACGGCGUUGGAGGAAGCAAAACUGUCUGUCCCGGAGGUAGCAGAUGAGUCGAAAAAUGUGAAGAAAAAGCCUACGUCGCCAAAAGACCCCACGCCAAAAACUCGCAAGCGGAAUUCCUCGAAGAAAAAUAUAGUCACGUCGCCAAAGAUCAAGCCGAGUAGUUUACCGGAGACUAUCAUGUUUUCAGAGGCAGAUUUGUCUGAUGUUUUGGAUCAGGUAGAAAAUCUUGAAAUUCCUAAUGCAGGUGGUGCGCCGCCGAAACCUGGUCGAUCACGAGGAAAGAAAAAUAAAUCUGCGGAUAAGGAUGAUUCUGGAAAACCGGACAAGAAGAAACGGAAGCAGAACAAUAAACAAAAUGAGUACGAUUUUCAGGACGAUGUUUUGCCCGAGGAUCCCGGUCUUCACAUUGAUUUGGAUCCACCGUCUUUGACCGAUAGUUCCCCGGCACAUGUUGUUAGUCCUCCGACGAAAGUUGUAACGUCAGCUCCCAGUACGCCUGUAGCGCCCUCUAUAGGGUUUGUGAGCCCCAAACCUGUGGAGGAGCCUGCACCGACACCAGAGGUCUUGCCGGAGCCUGAGCCAGAGCCGGAGAAAAUGGAUAUUCCCGAUGACGACCAGGAGGAACAGGCAAAUAAGCUUUUGGAUAGUCUCGAAGAAAUGAUCCAGGCUCCCUCUAGUGUUAAUUCCACACACCAACCAUCACCGGCGAUGCUGUCGUCACCAGCGAUGAUGUCGCCUCCUGCCACUACGAAUGAUCUUCCUGAAUUAUCGGAGGCCAAGUCGGAGAGUGUGAGUGUGAUGGAGGCUCUUGGUCUGAUGACAAGUACGGAUGUAUCCCAGCCAUCUCAAAUGUCACCGCCUAAAUUGACCAGUGUUAUCUCGCCAUUAAGAUUACCGUCACCAAUGCCAGAGAAAUCACUGACUGAGACAGUGUUGGAAAAUUUCCCUACGACUACUAGGGGAACUUUCCCUGCAAAUUCCAGUCCAUGUGUCACACCACCUAGUAGCCGAGAAGUUCUGCGCGACACUUGCGACAACCAGCCGCUUGGGAAUCCAAGUUUGUUUGCAGAUAUUCCUAUUACCAAGGAACAGCCACUUGGCAACCCAAGUCUGUUUGCAGACGUUCCUAUCACCAAGCAGAAGACAUCCCCUGAAAAGCAGACGUCAAUACAAAGUCCCGGUUUUGCAGACACUCCACAGAUUACUCAUCAGAAUAAUUUCAAUCCAUACGAAGCUAGUAUUCCAUCGGGUAUUGAGAUGGAUAUUCCAAGUAUUGAGGUGAAAAAUUCUUCAUGUAAUCAUCAGGAUGGACGGAAAAGCAUUGAACAGAUACCCAAUACUUCUCUUGCCAGUCAAAUAUCUGGAAAUUCAGCCAAUCAGUUGAGUGGAAAUUCAACCAGUCAGAUGAGUGGGACGUCAGCCAAUCAGCUUCCUGGAAAUGCUCAGCCACCAUAUCUUAGCCAUUCUGUUGAAUCAUUAUUUGGGUCGACGGGAAAUCGCAAGGAAUCUGGUCGAACACCAGAUGCAAGUACAGUGCCAUCUAUUCCAGAGAAGGAGCCCGUAUACCAAGAAACGGCUCCUGCACCGCCUAGCCAACCUGCUCCAGCUCCUGCACCUGCACCUGCACCGGCGCCGCCUCCUGCUCAGCAGAAGAGCCCUUCAAAGUCACGUAGCUAUCACCAAAGUACAGGCAGCCAGUCGAAGAAAAAGAGCAGAAGUUCUGCUCCACCUCCUCAGCCCAAUUUCUACUCUGCUGAAAAUCUGCUGCACUCUCAGAAUCAUGGUCGCCAUCCGUUACACAAGGAUAUGCCACCGAUGUUCCCGUCCCAAGGUGGUGAAGGUGGCAUUCCUUGCAAUAUGCCGCAUAGAAACGAAGGUUUUAACUGCAACCCUCUCUUCUUGCCACCUACAUCUUCAGGGCCAAAUAUGCCACCAACGUCUAUGCCAUUUAAUAUGCCGUCAUCGUCGUCAGGGAUGCAGCCUCCGCCAUUUUCAUUUAGUUUGUCUUCGUCCUCUUCGUCUGCUCCAACAAACACUUUCAGUCCGCAGUCGUCGCAGUUUUCAUUUUAUCCAUUACACCCGCCUCCAAUAUCGUCGCAUAAUUCUGGCCAUGGCCCCAUUACGGGACCUGGGCCACCAGAUACAAACAUUGGAUUAAAUUUGCCACAGUUUGGAAUGGAGAAUCCGGAACAGAACAAUCCAAGUCGAGAAAUUCCUCGGCCGAAUCAGGAGAGUCUUACGUCGCCCCCGCAGGUUUCUGGGAAUCCGUCGUACCCAAAUUUUAAUCGGCCAACGAACAAUACUCGUGUUACAGGACACCAUGGACCUGGCCGUAACCAGUUCAUGGAACCAGCGCCACCUUUGAUGCAUAAUGAUAAAGACUUGGCUAACUUACCACCACCUCUUCAGCAGACGCAGUUCAAUAUGGUGGACUCGCGGAGACCGGAGAUGAAUCCGCCGCCACCGCAAUCAUUCCCAGAAAUGGGUCGAUCACCUUCGAAUGCGUCGGAUCCAGGAUCGCAGCGCUUAAUGCCCGAUAUGGGACGCCACCCGCCUCAGUUCACUGACAUUCCGCCCCAUCGUGUGAUCCCGUCGCAACCGAGGCAUCCAGAAACGAGUCCAUCGCAGCCAAAUUUCUCAAAUCAUCCAAAUUCUGGAGCACAAGGUCAAAACCGGCAGGAAAUGAACUUGCCACAUUCGCGGUCAUCUGAUAUGGGCAGGUCUCGGCGACAGUCUGACGGCGGACAUUCACGAAUGAACGAUAUGGGCCAGUCGCCCAGAAUUGGCGAAAUCAACCAAUCGCCAAACAGAGAAAGCAGUCAAGGUCAGAAACGUCUGUCUGACAUAGCGCCACCUUUGAACAACCAACCGCGUAGUCGUCCAAGUUCAAUAACGAGUCGAUCGCCUCACGUAAUGAACAGUUUGCCGGGACCAGGACCGUUCUUUCACUCCCCGGGGUCAACGUUUGUAAAUCAGGGCCCACCUCCGCCAGAUCUCACGAGCCCCCCCUUACGACAUCCAAGUCGUGGACCGUUCGAGGCGGGAAAUUUCAAUAAUCAGCCACCGCAGGAUUUCAAUCCCAUGUUGAACUUUGGAGCAUCUGGUUUCGACCCGCCACCUUUAGAGUUACGUGAAACUAAUCCAGCCCCACCACCACCACCACCAGCACCACCGACUUCGCAAUCGUCCGCCUUUAAUAAUAAUCAGGCCGCGCCGCCUCCGCCGUCACAAAGCACAAAAUCAACCAAUCAGAGAUCGGAGAGUACACGUGCACCGAAACGGACUAGUAGUGCUAAAACGACAACUGCAAAACCACGCGCCAAGUCGAAAAAACAGACUCAAAAACAACAGCAACAGCAACAGCAAUAUGAAAUGGAUACAAACCUGCAGAAUUCGAUAUUUGAGCCAAAUCGCAGCAUGACGCCAUAUUUUCCAAUUUCAAAUAUGUCGUCGCCGCCGCCUAGGAAUAUGCAAGCAGACGGACCAACUUAUAUUGGCAAUUUAUUUGGUGGGCCUUCGCGACCGCUUUCAAACACUGGACCUUCACCGCACCACAAGAACUCUGAGGUCAAUGCUCCAUUUAAUUCAUUGUUUCCGCCAGGGCGGCCGCAGAAUGGAUUAGGGUUGAAUUUCCAGCCGCCAGGUUUCGGUAUGAAUCACAUGCAUGGUAACCAUGGCAACCCGGGGCCGAUUCCGCCGCACGGGAACUCAGUGUCCGUCACGCCACACAUGCCAAAUUUCAACCUGAGUAACUUCUUCCAGGAUAUAAACAACCCCGGCCAAAACGACUCGAUAAAUAUCUCGCCGAUUAAAUUCCCGCACGGCAAUCCUAUCCUGAAUCAGCAAGGUAUCGAUCAUCAGUUGCAGCAUCAUCACCAGCCGGGAAUGUUCCACAAUCGGCCACCACCCCCUGUGUUACAUAACGCCAUAAGUCUCCUAGGACACCAACAUCAUGGUUUCGACUCCAGGCAGGUGGGGCAGCCGCUAAACAGUUCGAUGGGGCCACCAUUCCACGGCCACGGUGGCGCACCAUCUUUUGGGAUGCCACCAGGGUUAAAUUUCAAUAUGCAUGACCAUUGAGCCAGGUUUUGAAUUUGGUUUCUGUUCAUUUAAUCCAAUGUUUGCCCACUCAAUGGUUCCAAAAUAUUUCAAAAUUUGUUUCGAAAAGGGAUUUUUCCAAUACUCCCAAUACAGUAGAACCGCUCUAUCAACGACGCCCUCUGAACUGACAAGUGCUGUCCUUAAUAGAGAGGUGUCCUGAUUAGAGAGGUCAAUUUGAAUGGAAACAACCAAUUUGGGACCUCAACUAGUGUCCUUAAUCGAGAGGGUGUCCCUAGUAGAGAGGUGUCCGCUAAGGGAGGUUCUACUGUACUUUGAAUCGGCACCACGAUUGGAAGGAUUUACUGUAGCAUACACUGUUGUGAGUAUGCAUGAUCAGAUACAAAAUCUGUAACUGUGAUUUAUUAAAAUUUUAAGUGUGAAUGGUAGCCACCAAAUGGCCAAAUAUUGGGCCAAUCCUGAUGGGUUGAAAUAGUCUAAACUUGGAUUGAAUAAACAUGAGAGUAAACAUUACUAUGAUUAGAUAUGUGAUAUUCUGCAUUGCUCAGUAUUAUUGGAGAAAAAAAUUCCACACCCAUAACUAGCUGUGGAAGUAUACUGUGAAAUGAGUUCUCCAGCGGUAAUUGAAUGUCAGAUUUCGUCUGAAAAGAAGGAUGUGACUGUGAUUUAUUAAAGUUUUUUAAGUGUGAAAGGUUCAGUUGGAUAAUUUAAAAGUCUGGGAUCACCAUGAAAUAUCAAAAUGAUUAGAUUUGAGUUGGGGGAGGGGUGCUAUAUUGUCAAAUUUGAUAGAAUCUGUGUUGAAUAAAUUACUGUGGUUGUCUUUUCCAACAAUUGACAUGGUAUUUAGUUCUAAAAUUAAGUCAUGCUGUGUUAAAUUUUUUUAAAGUAAUUGUAUUUGAAUAAUAAUGGAUAUAAUUUUUUACUGGAAACAAAUGUAACUUUACGUGCCAUGUUGAACAGAAUUGUCUGAAACUAUUGAAUUACCUGUCAAAUGAUAAUAAUUGUUUUAAUUGUUUUAUUUUUCUAUGAGAAUAUGCAUUUUGGUGUGAUGUGAUUCUUUCCUUAGAUCUAAUAAAGGCAAGAUUAUUAAUAUGUAACAAAAGUGGGAAUACUUUAGAGGACUAUUUACACUGCUCUACUCUACUCUGUUAACCUAUUUGCUUGGAUUUUUGCGAAAAUGCAGAAUUUUAAUUUCCCCUCUUUUGUAAGCUUUUCAAAAACCUGGCUCAGUGGUGUGGUUAUCUCAAAACGCCCAUUCAUAGGCUGAAGUAUAGAUUAAUCUAUACUUGAUAGGAUGGAUAAAGUGUCGGUGCUAGUGUCUUCACCUUGAGUAUAAGGCCAGGCACCAUAGACCGUAGUUUGGCCUGAGCAGGGGGGAGGGAAUCCUGGAUAAUUGGAAAAUUCUGUCUAUGUACUGAACGACCCAAGAUGGAUUGGCAGAGGGAAAUGGACGGUCGUGUUCCCAAGCUCGAAAUAUUCAACGAAGAAAAUGAUACCUGUUUUUACUGCAUCUCCCGAUUAAGUUAAUGUUGGAUUAAAAUAUUGGGAUGACUGAGAAGGAAAACUUGUUUAAAUCUGUGUUUAUUCAUUGCUCGGUUUCUGCAGGCAAUGUUGUUUUUUAUAAUCGGCCAGGUGCUUGCUGGAAUAUUUGUAGAAUCUCACAAUUGUUCAGAACACCCCUUUAGAACAGAAUCGUAUGACCUGUGGCUGAAUAUUUGUAUAAAAUUUGCAUUAAAUGUGUAUAUCAGGGUCAGACCACUCUUGUUUCAGAGGGGUGCUUUAAUGUAGGUCACUGCCAUGUAGAUUGUGCACUGCAAUCAGUAGUUCUGACAGGUUGUCCCAGAAAAUUUGUAAAACUUUUCUGUGACAUUCUGUAGAAAUAGAUGUAAAACUUUAAAUACUGUACAUUGUGUAAUAAGAUAGUGUAUGUGCUCCCAUACAUGUAUAUAUGUGAUUAUAUUUGUACCUGUACUACUGUGUGUUAUGUGUCUUGUAGGAUACAUGUUGGUUCAAGCUAAAAUAGGUAUCUUUAGGUUAGCGUCAGAUGCAUUCAUUGGCUACUAUUUGUGUUACAGCCAGUUGGAACCAGUAGAAGUGUCAUUCAUUUUGCCACUUGACACUUCCUCUACCGUACCGCACGGUUUUGGAAGCGUAUAGAACCCCUGGUCCGCACCCGGUAUUGACCGGGUGACCUGGAUCCCGACUUGGCCUAGGAAAAGUUUCAUUAUAAAAUAGCAAGCACUACCCAAUCUUUGGGACGAGGUCUGUAUUGGAGUGACUGCAGUGCUGCCAUCUCGUUUUCCAGUCUCUGGCGAAUGAUAGAACUGCAUAACUUUGGCUUGAUCGACCUGCACAGAAGGCGAAGAAUAUGGAAAAUUUAUCUUAAUUUUUUCCGCGACACCCGUUAUUCGUAUGACAGUGACUUUUUACCAUGUCUGCGGGUAGGUUGGAGUUAUAAUAGCCAAGUUUUCUUUGAUUUGCUGAAACUCCCUCAGAUUUUUUUUCUGAGGAUGAUAUCAUUGUUUUAAACAUAUCAGAUUUUUAUUUUAUUAUGCUUCUUACGUCUGUCUCAGUUGAUUUUAGUUUUUGUUGACUGAAGAUUCUUGCUGAGCAUUGUCAGUUUAAGUGAAUUAUGGCUGUUACUGUGUGUUUGCCACCUUGUGCCUGAAAUAUUUUGCAAAAAGAAAGGAUAGGAAAAACCUUUGAAAUUUGUAUGGCAAUCCCUUUCUCAUAAAAUCAUGAAUAAUCAUGAGAAAAAAUAUUCAUGAAAUAUGGUACACUGCAAAUUUUUGCAAUUUGCAAUGUUUAAAUUUUUUUGGCAGUUUCACCUUCCUUCUUACAGAUUUUAGCAUAAAAGAAAUAAAAUUUUCAGCUAUUUUUCUGUGAAUCAAGAUAAUUCACCGAAUCUGCUCAACUAAAAUUUGGCGCCGAACAGUACUUCUUGGUUUUAAUACCAGUAGGUCUGUGAGCUACUCCAACAGGAGCACUUGCCAUACUCCUUUAAGGACUCUUGAUUGGCAAACAUGAAUCAGGCAAAAAAUUCAUCUUUAUUGGAUUAACCAUUAAAAUUGGGCUGCAAAUGCAGAAUUUAAUUGACGCCAGAUGAAAAAUUAUGAAAUUCACACACUUUUGGCUCCGCGAACGUUACCAGAUUUACUGUACAUGCCGCUAAAAUUGAGGACCACAAAAAUCAAUUGCCACCAUGUCCGGAUUCCCCCCCUUGACGGGGAGUGUGGUGCUGCGGAGGACGUUACAAUCUCUAAGGCUUGUAUGUCAAGAUGAUGGUAUCUUAUUGGUGUAAAUCACAAACACAAGCAUUUAGAACAAGUAGUUUUUGGGUAGACUUGAAGGAAGAUGUUGAAAUUUGUUAAGUUACUAAAUUAUGCAUAAUAUAUCGAUUUUUGUAGACGCGUGUAGGUACUGAGGCCAAAUGUCAGCUUGUGUUAAUCAUGUAUUGCCAAAAGGAUAAGACAUUAGCUUUUUGAGUUUUGAGGCCAAAUUUUUACUAUGAUUCCACGGAAGGAAGUCUCUCAUGCCUGUCAACAUAAAUUAAUCAUGAUUUUUUUGAGAAUUAUAUUGCACUAAGGCAGCGGUUGCUUUAGUGGGACACAUUAUCUGUUGCCUCGAAGUCACCAACUCUACUGUAGGGACAAGGUUAGUCCCUCGAUCUCCCCAGCUAAUGUGGUAAAUGCUAGGAUGUCGCUCAAAUCAUUGACAUCAGUAGUAGAUGUUUUAUUGAUAGGAAGAUUGGUGGUCACAAAACUUAAUUGAUGUUUUCUAUUCGAAAUAUCUGUGAAAUUACAGCAUUUGCCUCUCAGCACACAGUUAAAAGAAUCCAGGCCUAGCCCAAUACACGGUCUGUUGUGUUUUAGCAAAGCCUGCAUCUGCCCAGGUCUAAAUUCCCAUUGUUCUACUGUCUUGUCAAAGGGUUAUCAGGGGAGAUCAUGAUAUUAUCGACCCUCACGAAACCACUUUCAUGGGGACAUUCGGCCUGAACCAGCAAGGGCAAUAAGCGUAGUGAGGUAUUCAUCCUAAAUCUUGAUGCUGCUGUGAGUGUCAUCAAUCAUAUUGUUUAUAGGCUGGCUGUCUCCUCAAUUUUAUCAGUAAAUGCUAAUGUACAGUUUUAGUGUGCAUCAAAAAAUGUACACAAAGCUUCUCGUUUAAGGUAGAUGUUAUCACUAAUUUGCAAAUAUUGUAAAUAGAAUUUUCUGGGUUGAAAAAGAAGCCGCACACUGUUUUUGAAAUAUCUGAAAAUAUUUUUGGCCAACAGCAGUUACAUGAGUGGUCUAUUAGUACAUGUUCACUGUGUACAAGCAUACCGGGCUAUACACCCAUUGAAAAUAUUCUUUUUUAUGCAAGGUAUUUUAAUACCGCUUGGGCACGUUUUCAAAUUGGCUACACAUUAUGUCAUUAAAAUGUGCACUUGUUCACCUUAAACAAUGCUAUAUGACAACAAGUCUGUAUAGCAGGGUAUGUGCUUGUGACGUGCUGUAUAGCAGGGUAUGCACUUGUGACAUGCUGUAAAGCAGGGUAUGUGCUUGUGACGUGCUGUAUAGCAGGGUAUGCACUUGUGACAUGCUGUAAAGCAGGGUAUGUGCUUGUGACAUGCUGUAUAGCAGGGUAUGUGCUUGUGACAUGCUGUAAAGCAGGGUAUGUGCUUGUGACAUGCUGUAUAGCAGGGUAUGCGCUUGUGACGUGCUGUAUAGCAGGGUAUGUGCUUGUGACGUGCUUGUCCACAGUGACCUUCGUCAUGAACAAAUAUUUUUUAUGAUAAAUGUCGAUGUUUGCAAUUGUAACAGAUGAUGGCCUCUUUUUACACCCAGUACAUGCUGAACUGGCCCGAGUCAGUUGUACCAAGAAAUAUUCGUGUCCAUGCAUUUAUGAACUUUUUAUACAUAAUAACUUGUACAAAUGCACUGUUGUAUAUAUUUUUACUACAGAGAAAUACAGAGAUUAUGUCAUAUGAA
Lineus longissimus is the source of this 12836-nucleotide messenger RNA. RefSeq names its product nuclear receptor coactivator 6-like. Bases 7 to 7890 code for a protein of 2627 amino acids. Gene Ontology annotation, molecular function: protein dimerization activity. The transcript is spliced from 6 exons. The record is from RefSeq and is a predicted model, not a curated record. NCBI's taxonomy places the organism in Eukaryota, Metazoa, Nemertea, Pilidiophora, Heteronemertea, Lineidae.